Rhinopithecus roxellana (golden snub-nosed monkey) is the source of this 3696-nucleotide messenger RNA. It is a transcript of the gene FMO5, whose product is annotated as flavin containing dimethylaniline monoxygenase 5. Gene Ontology annotation, molecular function: N,N-dimethylaniline monooxygenase activity; NADP binding; flavin adenine dinucleotide binding. The record is from RefSeq and is a predicted model, not a curated record. Lineage: Eukaryota; Metazoa; Chordata; Mammalia; Primates; Cercopithecidae. Bases 606 to 2207 code for a protein of 533 amino acids. The transcript is spliced from 8 exons.
AAAGUGGAUGCAGAGGCGAGCACAGAUGGGGCUAGGGGGCACUCUGUUUUCAGAGAAAGUAGUUGAGAGUGCUGGCAACAGCAGCUGAAAUACAAAGAAGUUGUAGGAUUAACUUUUUCGCCCAAAGCAGCUUCAGCCCACGUUUCAUUCCCAUUAAGGGAGGGAGAAUGGGUGCCGCUGAGUGGGCGGGGAAGUAGUCUCUGAAAGGAGGUGGAGCGCUACAGCCCCUCCCCGUUGGCUCUUGCUGUUUGUAUACUGUUGGUUUAUACUAAUUUGACAACAGCCGGCUAUUGAGUCGCCUCUUGAUCGCAGCUGAAGGAUCUGUUGAGGGCUUCAGGAAAGGCGGUGAGAUCCGGUACCGCAGCAGAGCACUCUCGGCUCUGGGUCUCGCAGGCGCAGGACUCCCCCAUGCCAGCAGAGCGAUUUCCUCUAGUGAAGAAGACCGUCGAAUCUGUCCUCCUCAAGGCAGCUCUUGUACAGAAUUUAUUCGAAUGCCAUGGCCAAGGUCUUCCUUGAAAAAUGUUGACCGAUGUGUGCCUUUUGUCUUUUGUCAUCCUUUCUUUAGGAUAGGCGACAUUGACCCACGGUGAAGAUCUCUGGAGACCAUGGCUAAGAAAAGAAUUGCUGUGAUUGGGGGAGGAGUGAGCGGGCUCUCUUCCAUCAAGUGCUGCGUAGAAGAAGGCCUGGAACCUGUCUGCUUUGAAAGGACUGAUGACAUCGGAGGGCUCUGGAGGUUCCAGGAAAAUCCUGAAGAAGGAAGAGCCAGUAUUUACAAAUCAGUGAUCAUCAAUACUUCUAAAGAGAUGAUGUGCUUCAGUGACUAUCCAAUCCCAGAUCAUUAUCCUAACUUCAUGCAUAAUGCCCAGGUCCUGGAGUAUUUCAGGAUGUAUGCCAAAGAAUUUGACCUUCUAAAGUAUAUUCGAUUUAAGACCACUGUGUGCAGUGUGAAGAAGCAGCCUGAUUUUUCAACUUCAGGCCAAUGGGAAGUGGUCACUGAGUCUGAAGGGAAAAAGGAGAUGAAUGUCUUUGAUGGAGUCAUGGUUUGCACUGGCCAUCACACCGAUGCUCAUCUACCUCUGGAAAGCUUCCCUGGAAUUGAGAAGUUCAAAGGGCAGUACUUCCACAGUCGAGACUAUAAGAACCCAGAGGGAUUCACUGGAAAGAGAGUCCUUAUAAUUGGCAUUGGGAAUUCUGGAGGGGAUCUGGCUGUAGAGAUUAGCCACACAGCCAAGCAGGUUUUCCUCAGCACCAGGAGAGGGGCAUGGAUCCUGAAUCGUGUAGGGAACUAUGGAUAUCCUUUUGAUGUGGUGUUCUCUUCUCGACUUACAUAUUUUCUAUGGAAGAUCUGUGGCCAAUCAUUAGCAAACAAAUAUAUGGAAAAAAAGAUGAACCAAAGAUUUGACCAUGAAAUGUUUGGCCUGAAGCCUAAACACAGAGCUCUGAGUCAGCAUCCAACCGUAAAUGAUGACCUGCCAAAUCGUAUCAUUUCUGGCUUGGUGAAAGUGAAAGGAAAUGUGAAGGAAUUCACAGAGACAGCUGCCAUAUUUGAGGAUGGCUCCAGGGAGGAUGACAUUGAUGCUGUUAUCUUUGCCACAGGCUAUAGCUUUGCCUUUCCGUUUCUGGAAGAUUCCGUCAAAGUGGUCAAAAACAAGAUAUCCUUGUAUAAAAGGGUCUUCCCUCCUAACCUGGAAAGGCCAACUCUUGCAAUCAUAGGCUUGAUUCAGCCCUUAGGAGCCAUUAUGCCCAUUUCAGAGCUCCAAGGACGCUGGGCCACUCAGGUAUUUAAAGGGCUAAAGACAUUGCCCUCACAGAGUGAAAUGAUGGCAGAAAUAUCUAAAACUCAAGAGAAAAUUGAAAAAAGGUAUGUGGAGAGCCAACGCCAUACCAUUCAGGGAGACUACAUAGAUACCAUGGAAGACCUUGCUGAUUUGGUGGGGGUCAGGCCCAAUCUGCUGUCUCUGGCCUUCACUGACCCCAAGCUGGCAUUACACUUAUUCCUGGGACCCUGCACUCCAAUCCACUAUCGCCUACAGGGCCCUGGAAAGUGGGAUGGGGCUCGAAAAGCUAUCCUCACCACAGAUGAUCGCAUCAGGAAGCCUCUGACGACAAGAGCAGUUGAAAGGAGUAGUUCUAUGACUUCAACAAUGACAAUGGGCAGGUUUAUGCUAGCUCUUGCCUUCUUUGCUAUAAUUAUAGCUUAUUUCUAGUUGUCCUAUUGUCACUGCCCUGUUUUUCAUUGGGCAGCUUAUCUACAGAUGCCUUCAGAAUCUGACAAGAUUGACUCUCAGUUUCAUAUUGCCCAGAAAUCUACUUUAAUGUCUCUUUCAAAAGCAUUAAUUCACUUUCCUUUUUCCUACAAUGAAACCUGUUUUUCAUCUGUAGUAACUCAUGAUCCAUCACUCUUCCUUGUGGUAAUCCCCAGACUGUGAGCUCAGGUACUCUUUUAGUCAUCUUUGUAUGUCUUUAACACAGUUCUUGACAUGUGGUAGAUGCUUCAUAAAUGUUUGUUGUUUAUCAAAUUUUAUGGUGGGGAGAGUAAGUCAGCAUCUGUGUAAAAUCACUUACUCCACGUAAUUCUUCUUCUGAUAGGAUUUGAUUUUCUAUUAGAAGCUUAAUUUUUGUUUUUUUUUUCAUAUUAUAACUAAAUGUUUCCUAAGAGAUAAGAGAAAUAAUGUUCUUACAAUAGUUGUAUGUAUCCAAGAUAAGACAUAGAUGCUUAAGACGUUUUGUUUCACUUGCUGUUCAUUAGUGUACUUGAUACAUGGUCAUUUUUAGCCCUUUUCCUUAGGGACCAUGUCUUUAUUUUCUCAAUAAAGAAAUUACUUUCAACUUUGUAGGCUCACAGUCAUUCAGAUAAUCUACCAUCUGCCAAUGAGAUCAACUUGGUUGAGAAUUUUGGGAUUUUAAAUUAGCUGUCCUACCUUCUUAAAUCUCUUUGUUCCCAUAUUAGGAUCCAACACAACUUUAUCUUAGGAAAUAUGAUAAGUAGCUUCCAACUGUUGUAGUGUGGUCUACAAAUGUGAUUUGAUUCAUCUUCCCCCACUCUAAUUUUCUCCCCUUUUCUCCUCCCUUACAUGGAGUCUAAGUAAUAAGUAUUUGAACAAGUCAUUUAUGUAUUAAAUUAGAAUUGAUAUUAACUAAAUGUAUGAACAUUCUGCUUAUACCAGUUUUUCUCAUGUCAUAAAGUGUAGUUCUGAGAAACAGAGCAAAUGAAAUGCAAAGCAGGGACUUAGGUUUACAUCCUAGUGCCACUGAUGAUUCUGUUUUCUCAUCUGUGGAAGUUUCACUGUCCUUGUUUCAUGGAGAAAUUAACUAAGUGUCAGCUGUCAGGCACACUGAACUCAGGUGAUAUUCAUAAAUAGCUCUUGUACAAUAUGUUUGUAUUUGGAUUGCUGCUUAUUACUUAACAACAGGAUAAAUCUGAACAAUGGAAAAGAACAACAUUAGAGAUUAUUGUCUUUCCAAAUACAAACACAUGUAAGAGAACCAGAAAUGUGAGAACUACAACGUCUUCUUGUUUAAGCAUUUGGACAAUUGCCUACCCUUUCACCGAAUUUACCUGUGGAAUGCCUUUUGAGAGUUAGAACUGAGAAUUGGUAUUACUUUUCAGGUCUUUUGCUUUCCGUAAUCCUUGUGAUACUGGAGAUUUAUCAUCUAUUAAAAUGGACCUAGUAUUUUUAAAUCUGCAGAUCAAAA